This is a messenger RNA of Dujonia railenensis, 738 nucleotides long. The record is from the annotation of a GenBank genome assembly. NCBI's taxonomy places the organism in Eukaryota, Fungi, Ascomycota, Pichiomycetes, Serinales, Debaryomycetaceae.
AUGAAAAUAUCUGCUCCCUGUGUGAUACAGGAUACUGCAUGUAAACUUGACGUGAAUGUCAUACUAGUAGCUAAGUUCCAAUUUGUUGCAGAGAACUCCCAUGAAAUUUCGGUCAAUAAGGGUGAUAUAUUGAAGCUAUUGGAUAGACCAGGGAAUGGUUGGCUCUUGGUCAAAUUUAUAGACAAAUUGGUAAAGCCAGGUCUAGUUCCAGCAACCUAUGUUGAAAUUGUUCUUAACGAUCUGGUAUCUCCGGUAACACCAAUAUGGUUGCAGGAUUCCAGUCAACAUAACAGCAAACCAUCACUUAUUCUGGCAAACAUAUCACAUUGCCUACUCCAUGACGAAAGGUACUGGUACAGGUUGGAUUUAAUAUACUCUAAUGGAUCGGGAAAAUUCUUAUGUAAAUAUUACCUGGAUUUUUAUGAUCUUCAUUCCCACUUGCAGGCAAGCGUAAUUCAAUCCAACACUGUCUUACCCAAGCUACCCCAACCGAUACAGUUCAUAACAUCAAAAGAUAUGUCCUACAAUUUGUCACAACGCUGCAAGGACUUAAAUGCCUAUGUAAACGAAUUGGUCAAGAAUACUACUAUAGCUCAAAGCAAAGUGUUACUAGAAUGGUUAGAUUUGGCAAACCCGAGAAACACAGGAUUUGCUGUGAAGGAUUUGAAGAAAUUUAACCUUUCCAACUAUGAAAUAAGUCAAAAUGUCCAACCAAAUCUGAUUGAAGUAAAAGUAUGA